This is a messenger RNA of Rotaria sp. Silwood1, 1431 nucleotides long. The record is from the annotation of a GenBank genome assembly. Lineage: Eukaryota; Metazoa; Rotifera; Eurotatoria; Philodinida; Philodinidae.
AUGAAUAGAAAUGGCCUUGUAUUUGUUCCACGUGAACCACCAAAACGUGUUAUUCUUUAUCCAACUCAGGAUUCAUCUAAUCAACAGCAGCAACCAAAUGGACUUUAUAUAAGAGCAAAGACAGCUCUUAUAACUAAUCAUCAUAAUGAAACAACCGAACACUCAAAUAAUAAUACUCGUCUUUCGCGACAACAACCAUUCUCUAAUUCACCGAAUAGUACAUCAAAAUUCAUUGAUAGAUCUGAUAAUGAUAGAACAUCAGUUAAUACUUCAGGACAACCAACAUCUUUAAAUGUUGGUCAAAAAAUUCAAAUUCCCUACAAUGCAAAUCCAUUUUUUCGUCCUAAAAUUGUACCGAAUCAACAGCUAAUAACAACAAUAAAUACAAAUUUACCACCACCAUCUCGUGAUUCUUCAAUAGUAUCUACAAAUUCUAAUAUUCAAACAAUAACACCUUCAACAACAACAAUAAUAGCAAACAGAGAAAAACAACCUAUCAAUCUGAAAAUUCAAAAUCCACUUCUUUUAUCAAAUGGACGAACACAAGAUUCUGAAACAACAGCAAUAACGACGACUACAUCUUCUAUACAAGAUGAUAAUCGUCGUUGGGCUCAUUCUGUUCCAUCACCACCCAUUGCAAGACGUGCUGUUAGUGAUGAACGUCCAAAUGGAAUAAUAAAACCAUCAGAAAUAAAUAUAAUAAAUCCAAUAAAUAAUGAUUCUUUCAAACCGAAAGGUACUUCAGCUACAGACAUUGUUAUAUCUCUGAUGGAUACAUGGCGUGCACCAAUAAAUAUUGGAAAUACAUCAGCUAUUAAUAUAUUUCCUCGUACUGGUCUUAUAAAAGAUGAUUCAACAAUACCUGGUCAAACAUCAACUAUAGGUGAACAUUUACCUAAUACACCACCAUUUUUAACUAGUGGUACUUCAUCAACAGCAAGUAAUAAUAAUCAAAAUUGGAAGAAAGCUUUAUUAGCUAAUUUUCAAAAAAAUUCUCGAAAUAUUCCAACAGCAAAAUUAUUUAAUUCUAAACAAACAACAAUAUCAUCACAAACAUCAACUACAUUAAAUAAUGAUACAACAAUAAAUCAACAACAACAAAAAUCUGAACGAACAAUUAUUUAUAAUGGAACUAGUAAUGAACGUACAUUUCAAGCUAGUGAAAAUACACUAAAUAUACAAUCAUUAAUAAGAAAAUCAAGUGAAAAUAUUCAAGUUACAAAACAAGAUGAUAAUAAUAAUAAUAUUGAACGUUCAACAUCAUUACAGAUUCCAGGAUCUGCAUAUUCGAAUCAAAUAAUAACAACAAAUAAAACUGAAGAAACAAUUAAAUCAAUAGAAUUAUCUAAUUCAGAAAAUAUUUCACAUAUGCCUAUAUCGGUUCCAGCUGCAUUAAUUACAGCUAAACCACCAGCUAAUGGUGGUCCAUAA